GAUCGCUUACGCAGAUCGACUGCUGCCUGAGGAACGCUCAUCGCUCCUGUGUUUAUUUCUCUAUCUUUUUUUGUAGGAGUUUCUAAACUUUCGACGAUAAUCUAAAGAAGCGAUCAACCGCCUGAAAUGUUUGUCAUCUCAGUUGUUUUUGUCGUUUUCCCCGCUGCGCUCUUCGUGGCCGCGCAAAGCGUCGGGGAGCUCCAGGGUCUCACCUCCUCUGGAGGCAGCACCGGUUUCGACCCGCCCGACCCAUGCAUGACCAUAUUUCCACCAUGUCUGAGCGAGGCUGAUCGCUACAGCCUGGAGGCCCUGCGGAGCAUCCACCAGAUGAUGGAUGAUGACCAAGAUGGUGGGAUCGAGGUGGAGGAGAGCAUGGAGUUCAUUAUUGAAGACAUGAAGCAGCAGCAGACCCACAAGCACAGCAAGCUGCACAGGGAAGACCAGCACAUCACAGUGGAGGAGCUCUGGAGGGGCUGGAAGUCAUCUGAAGUGCACAACUGGACACUGGAUGAUGUUCUUCGUUGGUUGAAAGACUUUGUCGAGCUGCCACAGUAUGAGAGGAAUUUUAAGGACUUUAAGGUCAACGGAAACACCCUCCCCAGAAUUGCAGCAAAUGAGCCAUCAUUCUUGAGUGCCCAGUUGAAAGUGCUGGACCAGAGAGACAAACAGAAGCUCAGCAUCAAAGCUCUGGAUGUGGUGCUGUUUGGACCACCUACACGCCCCCCUCAUAACUACAUGAAGGACCUGCUGCUCAUUGUGUCAGUGGUGAUGGGAGUUGGAGGCUGCUGGUUUGCCCAGGCCCAAAACAAAGCCAGCAAGGUUCACGUCGCCAAAAUGAUAAAAGAUUUAGAAAGUCUUCAGAGAGCAGAACAGAGCCUCAUGGACCUGCAGGAACAGCUGGAGCAGGCUCAGGAAGAAAAACGUAAUGUGGCCGUAGAAAAACAAUAUUUGGAGGAGAAGAUGAGAGAUGAGAUUAUUGGAGCUCAGGAGGAAGCUUACCGUCUGCACGAGCUGAGACAGGGAGCCGUCAGCGAGCUCAGCCGCCUGCGGUACGCAGAGGAGGAACUGGAACAGGUUCGUGGAGCGCUGAAGCAGGCUGAGAAGGAGAUGAUAGCUAGCUGGACAGUCUCAGGUGCCCUUCAGCAGUGGCUCCAGCUUACACACGAGGUAGAAGUUCAGUACUACAAUGUUAAAAAGCACAGCGCAGAACUGCAGCUUGCUGCUGCCAAGGAAGAGGCAGAGAGGAUUAAGAAGAAAAGGAGUUCUGUUCUGGGAACGCUCCACAUUGCCCACAGUUCCUCUCUAGACCAUAUUGAUCGCAAGAUCAUGGAAGCUAAGCAUGCGUUGUCCGAUGUAACAGCUUGUUUGCGAGAGCGCCUUCACCGUUGGCAGCAUAUUGAGCACCUCUGUGGUUUUCCCAUUAUGAGGAAUCCUGGGCUAGCUAACCUCACUGCUCAACUCUACUCAGACUCAGCCCCCUUGGGAUUUCCUCGAGUAUCACAGUCUUCCUGUUCAUGUCACAGUUCUGUUCAUGGCUCAAUAGAAGAUCUUUUAGAUGAGCCUGCUGCUCCUAUUGCACGACAGAUGCCUGGUCCCAUUCCGCCUCUUAAGCGCUCUCCUCAUCUUCGGGGAUCCACCAUCUGUAGGGCACAUCGUCCUGGAGUCAUCCCUCAGUCACAACCUGCCAUGAAUUCCCCAGACCCUGAUCUUCUGAUCCCCACCAGAGCUUCUUACUCUUGCUAUGAUGAUGGUGGUGAUCUCCUCCGCAAAACUCUUAAAAAACAAGAUUCCCAAGAGAAAUUCUUGGACUCGGAAUUUAUAACAUCCCCUCCCCUCAGCAAAAUGUUCUCGAGUACUACUACUCUUGAGGCUUCAUCUAGAAGGUUCUAUCAUGAUGAAGCUGAGCUCCUUGCAGACAGUGAAAAGGUAGAAGCUCCUGCUGAAUUCCCAGUUCACAAAAUGUCUGAGGAAGAGGAUGAAACUCCUGUAGAUUUGGAUAUUUCUUGCAAGAGGAUGGUAAAACACAAAAUCUCGGAUCCUUCUUUGGAAACCUUUUCUUUUAAGAUCUCUAAUCAAGAAUCUCGUGAAAAUCCCGCACAAAAAAAGAUAUCUAGACAGAGAAGUGACGUUUCUAUGGAUGUUGCAUUAAGAAAGGGCAUUUCUCAUGAUUUAGAUAUGGAGGUCUUACCCACAAAAACGGAGAAAGAUACCCUUGAAGAUUCGAUGGACGUUCCCUCAAGGAAUCUUUACAAAGACAGAUACGAUGUAGAUCCAUUGGAGAUGAGAAAGAUUCUCCGUCCAGAGUUAGAAGCAUCAACAGAAACACACAGAAUAAUAUUAAGGGAUACUAUGGAGACUUCAAUAAAUGGGGCUUCAAGAAAGAAAAUGAGAGAUGAUGCUGAAUGUUUCAUUGAAUCUAGAAGAAUUACAAGGAAUUCAAUUGGAAUGUCCCAAGACAUAGCUUCUAGGAAUCUACCACUGAAUACAGGAGACUAUCAGCAUGAAUCCUCUCUGAUUGUCGUAUCAAAGGAUAAAAUAUCUGAGACUGCUGGAAUUCCACAAAGAAAGAUAUCUAGAGAUGAACUGGAAUAUUAUACAGACACUGCUUCUAUCAAGAUGCACCCCAGAGAGACAAUGGAUGCUUUUAAGGAUACUUCAAACUUUAAAGAUACACCAGAAUUUGGUCUGGAGUCAUCAAAAAGCCGAGGAAUACUGAGAAAUGAAGCUGAGAUGUCUGUUGGUUCUGUUAGACGGAGAUUACCUGGCAUACCAAGAAGCGAUACCAGUUUAACAGAUACUUUCACUGAAAACAUCUCCAGGGAAAGAAUGAAUGCUCCAACUGACAUGCCCAAACAUCUAACGCUGAGGAAUGACUUUGGAGGAUUUGAAUCAAGUUCUCUGCAGUGUCGUACUGGGCAGCCAGAUCUUAUGCCAACAUCCCAAGUGCCAUGGCAAUCUUCCUCCGACCUCUGUACUUCUGGGCCUCUGAGUCAACUUGUGUAUGAUGGAAUCCUUGAAAAAUCAUGCAGCUCCCUGUCCUCAGUGCAAACGCCUCUCUCAGCCUCUUCACCAAACCUUCCACAGAGCAAACUGCCAGCUGAGCUGGAGUCACCAUUGCCACCUCCAAAGGUUGUUUACCCAUCUCUUGCAUCAGCCCCUGAGAGUGGACAUGACAAGAACAAAGCUAAGGAUAAAAGCAAGAAAUCUUUAAAGCUAAAAAAUCUUUUUAAAAAGAAAAAUGAGUCAACUCCAGAAAAGUCUCACAGUGGUCUUCAGAAACUCUGACAGCUCACAGGUUUGUUUUUCCCUCUUUGGUGUUUUACUGAUUCUGAAAUUCUAGCUUCAGGACAUGUUUAUUGUGGCUGACUGCCCAAGUGAGGCCAUAUAAUCCAGGAAAAAAGGAUUUUGCUUCUUAUGGUGCUUGGUGCCAUUGGAUGAAAAAUGAUCAUUCUGCUCAUGAACCACAUGACCAGCUGCCCAGUAGCAAACCGCAGAAUUUUAUGUAUAGUAUCAAUGCUAACCUCAAACUCAACAAGGUGUUGACACUCAUAUGUUUAAUAAACAACCACUGAUGGUGAGCAGGGUCAUCAGGAACCCACGGUUCAUUGCUGUUAACCUGUAUUUAAUGCUCUGAAUCCCAUUUAUGGUCUAAAUGCCACACAACUCUUCAUAAGAAUUUAACGGGGUCUGUGCUGAUCAGAAAGACUUUCUGGGCACAGAAACUGUACAAAGAUGACGUUGUGUUCCCCUACAUCAACACCUAGGACAAUGGAAGAACAACAUUACCUUGAAAUGACUGAUUUCUUUAAGUAAUAACAUCAUCGUGUCCAGGAAUUCAAUGCUUUUAUAGACGAGUUGUUUAUAUAUGCAGAUAUUAUGAUUUUUUAUGAUGCUGUUCAAUGCAGUGGUAAGCCGCCUUGAGUUGUUUAGAAAACAUCUAAAUUAAGAACAUACAAAACAUUUAGUUUAAUUUCAUGUCGAUUAUAAACAGUUUCCUUUGAUGCAUAAAUUAUUUUAUAUUUGAAACCGGUUUUACUUACUUAAGAAGUCUUACAGGUCGAUUGUUACCAAAGUGACUUAGAUGUGUGAUUUUUAAAUGCUCUGCUCAAGGCUGAAGGACUAAAUAAUGUUGCUGCUUCUCUGUGUAACAGAGUAAAUUCUUGAAUUCACAAUAAAUUCUAGGUCAAGAUUUUUAGUGAGGUGAAUUAAUUGUAAUCAUGCAUUUGUUUGAAUUCAGCAAUCACUUUUUUCGGUAAAUGAUCUGAUUUUGUUUAAACUAAUGAUGUGUUCCAUGUCUACCUGGGAGUUGUAAUUUCCAAGUUGGAAAAAUCAACUCAAAUGUUUUCUGAAAUCAGAGCUUUAACUUAGAAAAUCACUUGGCAUUCAGAAUUUUUGAAUUCUGAGUUAGAAAAAUCAACCAGAAAACACCCUCAAAUUGAAAUUCUGACUUGGCAAGUCAUGUUUUAUCACUCGCCUCAAUUGCAAAAUCCAAUAAGUUCACCUUGAAUAGAAAGAGGGUAAAACUGUGGUAAUAAACAGCUUUUUUGUGCUUCUGUUGGUUUGUAUAUCAGUAAAUAAAUGGCCCAUAUUGCAUUUCCAAUGUUUAUUUAUGAUAAUGUUUCUUUAGAAUUGUAAAACCUAAAAUGUAGAGACACCCAAUUGUACAUUAGCCUGUAUUGCCAAUAAUUGUUGCCGGUUCCUGAGAAAAACAAUUUACAAAUCCUACAAACUUUCCAAAUCGAAACCGGUUCUAUAUGGUGAAGUGGGGAGUUACGUUAUUCCUAUUUCUGGUGUAAAUCGUUCCAGCCUGAUUUUAAAUCCAAAAUGGCUGCUGCACUUAAAAUGUGGGGGAAACUACAGCAACAAACAGUUCAUUUGCACUUCUGGCAGUUUGAAUCCUAUUAAAUGAGUUGCACAGAUGUAAGUGCAAAAUGUUUCUGCAGUGUUUGUAUAAAAUGCUGAGAAAACAUUAUCUGCUGUUGUUGGUAAUAAACAUUAGUCUAGUGACUAAACACAACAGUUAGUUUGAUGUAUGAUCUCAUCUUAAAUAUGAAAUCUCACAGCUCUAUAUAAGCAAUAACAGAUAUUUCUAUUAAAUCAAAGGUUUCCACAUAAAAUUAUCUAUUAUUUGCCAGGUUCUAAAAUUAUUUAAAUUGACUGUGCAAAACAAACACAUUGCAUCAUGUUACUAUUUAUUAGACACAAAUAAGCCCAAAGUGGAAAAUAGAAGUAAUUAUUGCUCUAAAAACCUUAGAUACGUCCCAAAUAGAUACAAAUCUAGACUUUAAAAAGGGUCUUUCUUGUUACUGUGACUUUAUUUAAAGGUUUGGGAACCUGUUUUAUCUUAAACAGAGCUAUCUCUUUAAUUUUUAAUGUUGUCUUAACCUUGUAAAUCUGUCAUCUGAAAAAUCAAUAGAAGGCAUUACAUGAUGAUGAUGAAAAAAGGUUUAUUUCUCAUUUUGUUGAAAAUCAGAGAGUUUGCUAUGAUGCAAAUACUGACUGAUAUAUGACUCUCAGAUGCACUAAUUGCAUGAGGAGUUACUUGUCUGUUUUCAUUUUAGCUAAAUGUAUUCAUCAGCAAUAUGAAAUAAUGAUGGGUGGACUUUACUCUGUAAAAAAAGGACAACUCAGUUUGAAUUUGUAAGGUUUACCGAAAAUGAAAUAGACACAUUACUUGGAAUAAACACAAGAAUUAGUGUAGUAUUAAUAAAAAAGUUGGGCCACUUAAGUCCAGAUCUCUUCUGCUGAUAUGUUGUGUUUUACCUGUCUUUUCCACUAGAGGGCAGUGAUGUUUAAAAGGAAACCUGACCCAGGAAAGCUCUUUCAUGAGUAGGUUUUUUUUUUUAUAUCUUAGAGAAAAUCAUCCAUGUUAUUACAACAGGAAAAGCAAAUGCAUGUGUGAAUUUAUGCACAAGAGAGUAACAAUGUAUGACAAUUAAUCUCAGUUGUAGGCUUGUGACAGAAAACUCUACCUUAAGAAAAAGUCUUAACUAAUUGAAUGUAAAAGAAGAAUAUCUGCAUCCUGAAGGUAUAUUAGUUAUGCAUUAGUAUAUUAGUUAUAAAGCUGCUGGCUCUUGUGUUUCUACAACCUCCUAAUGCAGGUAGAUUAAUCUUUUAAGCACACAUACAUAUUGACCUGUGCAGCCAUUCACUGCAUGGAAUGCAGCAUACAGUAAAAAAAAGAGACACAUUAUUAAACUUUUACAUAUAAAUGUAUAUAUUUUUUAUGUAUCUUUUCAAGAGAAAGCCAUUUAAUUACAGAUAAAAAAUUAGAAAUUAACAAUGUGUUUUCUAGCUGAGGAAAAACUUUGCACAUCCUACUCUCUUUUUAUUAGGCUUACCACACACACACACAAAAAAACAAAUUCAGUGAGAUGCCUCUUCUGACAUCAGUUCAGAUGUUUCUUGCAUGUAAAGCCAGUUUCAAGUCAUCCUGCAGCAUCUCAAGGAGAUCAAGGUGUGGCAUUUGACUUGGACCAGGACUUUUCAUUUCUUAAUUCACUGACAAUUCUUCGUGGUUUCAUUGUCCCUGCCAUGAUACAGGGUCCUGUUCUUCAGUUUUCAUUAUUUUUAGUCGAUGGUUUCCCGUUUUUCUCCAGCUCCCUCUGAUACACAGUAGAAUUCAUGGUCAAUGUGAUGAUUAGAAGACCAAUUUAUGCUACAAUCAAGCAUCUGGCAAACCAUGACACUCCCACCUCCAUGCUUCACAGCUAGUAUAUGGUUAUUUUCCUGAAAUGCUUAAUUUGCCAAACAUGUCCUGUGAGUGCAGGUUUAGUCUCAUCUGUCAAAAACGUUAUUCCAAAUGUCCUUGUCUUUGCCUAUGGUUUCUCUCUGCCAAAGUUCAAUCUAGGCUUAAUGUUUUUCUUAGGGAGAAAAGGAUUCCUCUUUCCACACCUCUAAUAAAAGUUAAACCUGCACAGCAUGUUUCUAAUUGUUCAGGUAUGCAUUUUGACAUGAACAGUAGCAGGAGCCUACUGCAGGUCCUAUCAUUUUAGGGUCUUUGCUAUCGGCUGUCAAGGUGAGCUUGCUUGGAAGGCCAGACCUGGCCAUGUGGGCAGUUUUUCUGGAUGACCUUCACUAUUUCCCAUUCAAUACAACGAUUGAUUUCAAAUUAAUUUGACACCUCUUUAAAUCCCUUAUCAGACUCAUAAGCUGCCACAAUCUUCUCUAUGAAGGCCCCGGACAGCCCUUUACUCCCAUCUCAGCAGUCAAGAGCAGACCAAACUAAAUAUCUGAGGUUUAAAAAUGCCUUCAAAAAGCUGGGUAACAAUGUUCUCUCCAUGUGCCCCUGAUGUGAUGCGCCAGUGUGCGACUUCAGCGGCUUAAAUUAGGAAUAACUAUGGGGUGUGCUCAAUUAUUCCUCACCAGAAAUGACAUUUUUAAUUAAUAUUUGAAAGAAGACCUUUUCUGGUUUAUUUAUAUUACUUGAAUUUCUUAGUAUUGUUAAAAAUUAUUAUUAAAUAUCCAUAUGCUGAAAUAUGUUGUGAACACACACAGGCUGUUGUAAGGUGUCCAAAUUUUUUCACAUGACUGUAGAUGCAUUGAUUUUCCUUCCAACUUUACCUAAUGUUGGAGCCUGGGAAGUCAAUGCAAACUUGAUUCUUUUUUAGUUUUGUUUUGAAUUAUAGAUGGGAUUCUUUGUUGCUAUUUUAGAUGCAACUCUUCUCUAAUAAUUUGUAAAAUAUAUUCUUUUGCAGUUUGUCAUUUUAGUUCAUUACUGUUCUCUAAAAUUUAAAAUGACAGAAUAAAAAACUCAUUUCCGUU
Girardinichthys multiradiatus is the source of this 7764-nucleotide messenger RNA. RefSeq names its product stromal interaction molecule 2-like. Gene Ontology annotation, molecular function: calcium channel regulator activity; protein binding; calcium ion binding. Gene Ontology annotation, cellular component: endoplasmic reticulum; plasma membrane. The record is from RefSeq and is a predicted model, not a curated record. The transcript has 12 exons. Lineage: Eukaryota; Metazoa; Chordata; Actinopteri; Cyprinodontiformes; Goodeidae. Bases 127 to 3285 code for a protein of 1052 amino acids. Gene Ontology annotation, biological process: store-operated calcium entry; intracellular calcium ion homeostasis; activation of store-operated calcium channel activity.